GGGGGGGGGGGAUAGACAUUGAGAACAGUGACUACCUUACCUACCUUCUUAGAAGGGCGCGUAUAAGUGUGUAGAUGAGCAGCAGCAGUUGCGGGGUGGAAUUUUCGUCGCCCAGGUCAACAUCCGUCACUGACCACUGGACGGUCUAUACUCACCGCGGCCAGCCUCCCAAGAUGAAGCCGUCGCGAAGACUGAACGCCGCUCUUGGUGCGGCAUUCCUGGUUGACCGAUGUCUGGCUGCUGCUACUUCCGGUGUAUUUAACGUCCUGUCCAUCAACGUCGCGGGCCUCCCGGCGUUCCUGAACAACAAUGACGUGCCCGGGGACAAGGCGACAAACGCGGCGACCCUCGGAUCCAAGUUUGCCCAGUAUGACCUCGACGUCGUCCAUGUGCAGGAGGACUUCAAUUACCACGCCUACAUCUACAGCACCGACACACACCCGUACCGGACCGCCACGUCCGGGGGCGUCCCUAUCGGGUCGGGCCUCAACACGCUGUCCAACUUCCCCUGGGCCGACUUCCGGCGGAUCAAGUGGGACAAGUGCUCGGACGCGUCCCAGUUCGACUGUCUGACGCCCAAGGGCUUCACCUUCAUGCGGGUGGCCAUCUCCAACUCGACGACAACAGCAGGCAGCAGCAGCAGCAGCAGCAGCAGCAGCAUCAGCAGCAGCAGCAACAACUCGACCGCGGUGUACGUCGACUUUUACAACCUGCACGCGGACGCCGGCACCGAGGAGCAGGACCUCGUCGCCCGCCAGGACAACAUCAACCAGGUGGCCGCGCACAUCGCGCAGUGGAGCGCCGGCAACGCCGUGGUCGUGUACGGCGACACCAACAGCCGGUACAGCCGGGCGGGCGACACGGGGAUCCGGGCGCUGCUGGCGGCGAGCGGGAACGCGGGGGGGCCGGGCAUGACGGACGCCUGGGUCGAGCUGGAGCACGGCGGCGUGGUGCCGGCGGCGGAGAGCGCGUGCGGCAACCCGGCCGAGAGCGACACGUGCGAGGUGGUCGACAAGGUGUUUUACCGCUCGAGCCCGCUGGUGGCGCUGCGGGCGACGACCUUCCGCUACGACGGCGCGCGGUUCCUGCAGCCGGACGGGAAAAACGUCCUCUCGGACCACAACCCCGUCUUUGUCGAGUUCUCGUGGGCCGCCGGUGCGGCGCUCCGGCAGAGCGACUUCUCCGGCGGGGCGGCGUACGGUACUUGGUUCAGCGACGUGCCGACGCUCGCGGCCAUCAGCAAGCCCAAGCCGCAGCUGCUGAGGUUCAGGGGCGGGUCGAGACUGGACGGCGUGGCCCUGACGCUGACGGACGGCACGCAAUUGAGCCACGGCGGCACGGGAGGGACCGAGGUAUCCCUCGAGCUGGGCCCGGCAGAGUACUGGGUCGAGGCGGAGCUCUGCCGGGGGGAGAAGGACGGCAAGACGCGAAACUUCUACAUCCGGGCGGCCACCUCGGCGGGACGCACCCUCGCGGCCGGCACCCGCACCACAGAUUGCACGUCCUCUGCGGCGGAGGAUGGCUGGCAGAUCGUGGGCUUUGUCGGACAGGACGGCGACGAGAUUGACCUGCUCGCUUUCGUGUACGCCCCCAGGUGAUGACGAAAGGCGCCACCCGACCAGCGGUUACGUCCGUCCGUUACA
Thermothelomyces thermophilus ATCC 42464 is the source of this 1643-nucleotide messenger RNA. RefSeq lists its product as uncharacterized. Gene Ontology annotation, cellular component: cytoplasm. NCBI's taxonomy places the organism in Eukaryota, Fungi, Ascomycota, Sordariomycetes, Sordariales, Chaetomiaceae. Gene Ontology annotation, molecular function: sphingomyelin phosphodiesterase activity. The coding region runs from base 174 to 1598 and encodes 474 amino acids. The record is from RefSeq and is a predicted model, not a curated record. The transcript has 2 exons.